UUUAAAAUGCAGCUUUUUCUCAGUCUCUCACUCAGGCCUUUGAAAUGGUUAAUAAUUGACCUGUUCCACAGACAUUAUUCUAGCCGGAUAGCAGGUCUUGCACCUCCUCUGUAAGCCAAAGCAUAUGGUGCAAUGGUGAAGAGACCAUUAUUUUAGGAAAUUGGAUGUAUUGUUUUAAUUAGUGAUGUUUUAUAUAAUGUAUCGUGCAUGCUUUUACAGCCUGUCAGAUACUGUACGAGUCGGUGCAUGUGUGGCCGCCUUUAGUUUUACUAGAGAUACUGAACUCUGUAUAAACAACUCCCUCCCAUUGUCCUUUGUUGUGGUUGUUACAGAUAAGCCAAGGAUGUGGGGAGUUAUUAGUGUGGCAGUAAAUAAUUUUCUGCCUUGCGAGUUAUAAACAUAAAGCAGUUUCAUUUUCCCUGUUUGGCUUAAGAAGUAACAAACACUAUACAUUUGCUUUAAUUCAAAUAAUAGGUAACAGUAUAUUUAGCACAAGCGGCAAAGUCGUAAAACAAGAUGGGACGCUGCCCCUUUAUAUAGUAAUGCACAGAGGUCUGGUCUUGCUGGGACUGAGCAGCUUUCCAUCAGGUAGAAGGGCGAGGAAAGGAAUGUGACUUCCCCUGGCAGGGAAAUAUCAGAACCUACUGCUUCUUUAAAGAUGAAGUAAAUCUCUCAGUUAAAAAUUAACAGAAACCUGAGAAUGUCCCACGCUGGAGCUAUCGCUGCCAUAGGAGUUGCACUUAUUGCUGCUGCUCUCUUCUCAGCUAUUCAUAAGAUAGAAGAGGGGCAUGUAGGGGUGUAUUACAGGGGAGGAGCCUUGCUGACUUCCACCAGCGGCCCUGGUUUCCACUUAAUGCUCCCUUUUAUAACAUCUUUCAAAUCAGUGCAGAGCACAAUGCAGACAGAUGAGGUAAAGAAUGUCCCUUGUGGUACCAGUGGCGGCGUCAUGAUCUAUUUUGACAGAAUUGAAGUAGUUAAUUACCUGAUUCCCAGUGCUGUGUAUGAUAUAGUGAAGAACUACACUGCCGACUAUGAUAAAACGUUGAUAUUCAACAAGAUCCACCAUGAGCUGAACCAGUUCUGCAGUGUCCAUAACUUGCAAGAGGUGUACAUAGAGCUGUUUGACCAGAUUGACGAGAAUCUUAAGCUAGCGUUACAGAAGGAUCUCAACUCGAUGGCUCCUGGGCUUGUAAUUCAGGCUGUGAGAGUUACCAAACCCAACAUCCCUGAAGCCAUCCGCAGAAACUAUGAGCUCAUGGAAAGUGAAAAAACCAAACUGCUCAUUGCUGCCCAGAAGCAGAAGGUUGUGGAAAAGGAGGCUGAGACUGAGCGGAAGAAAGCCAUUAUUGAGGCAGAAAAAGUUGCUCAGGUGGCAGAGAUCAAAUAUGGGCAGAAAGUCAUGGAGAAGGAAACCGAGAAGAAAAUUUCUGAAAUUGAAGAUUCUGCGUUUGUUGCGAGAGAGAAGGCAAAAGCUGAUGCCGAGUAUUAUACUUCACAGAAAACGGCUGAUGCUAACAGGCUUAAACUAACCCCAGAAUACUUGCAACUCGUGAAAUAUCAGGCAAUUGCGGCCAACAGUAAGAUCUAUUUUGGCCAAGAUAUCCCAAACAUGUUCAUGGACAGCUCGGCAGGGCCUUCAGUUCAGUCAGCGACACUGCUUCAGGAUGAUUCACCAGCUCUUAAUGAACCUGCAGUAGGCGACGAGUAAAAGUAGGGCCUGGAGGCCGCAACCUUUUUAGGAACAAAUAUUCAAAUUGGAACAGCAAUCUUUUUUUUUAAAUUAAAACACAUUUGUAUGUACCAUUCAAACUUAUUGCAUAAACACCUGCAAUUUUAAUAAGGUAAGAGGAUAUUAGCUCUGGGACUAUAGAAACAAACACUUUUGUAUUCAUCGAGCGGAACAAACCAAAUGAUUUACAUCGAGGGUCACGGGUAUUAUAAAAUUAUAUACAUGCGGGGCUGCAGUUUGGCACACUGCGUCUUCGUGUAUAGUUACUUAAGGCAUAUUAUUUACAGUGAAGUAUAAACAUAUGAAAAAUGUUCUUAUUUUGAUUUCAAACUUGUUGGUGGCAUUGCCUAUGUAGUAACUCCCCAAAUUGCCCUCCAUUGUCCCCUGUGAGCAUCACCACUAAGCAUCAGUUCUUGUGCUUAAAAAUAAGAAUCAACUGACAAAUUGCGAAACUGGUUUUCUCAUAGGGGUCAUAUCAUGAAUUUGUAACCCGAGCAUUGGUCCUGUCACAGCAGGGAAGGGGCAAAAUGCUGAUCUGCAUGGGCCUCGUCUGGGCCAAAAAGCUGGGGGUUACACAUUAAUGAUAUUAGCAGUGAAAAACUGAAAAUCUAGUAAAUUGUGAAAACUUAACUUAAAAAAAAAAUGUAAGUUACGAAAGUGCUCACAGGAACAUUCUGGGCAAUUCAACGAUAUAUAGUAAAAUGGAGUACAGCUUAAAAGUCAUUACUUUUUUAGAUACGCAACUUCUGUACAACUAUAACUCUCAGUAGCCUUCAAUUGUGGCUUUAUGUUGGAGAGCUGCAGUUUGGACAUAACUGUUGCAAUGAAGGAAAUCUCCUGGGGCAUAAAUGUGAAGCAGCUCAGCUUAUUAUGAACCCAUAACACUAUUAGCAAGAUAUGUGCAGAUGUAUGCGCUCCCCUGCCUACUGUGCUCCGUUGCAUCUGCAGACUCUUGCACAGAUGCCCAUGUCUGGUGUUAGAGGAUACUGGAAGUAGGGGGGUGGGUAGGUUGGGUUUUAUAUUACUACUCUAUAAAUGCAUGCAUCCGCCUCAUGCGCCUACCUAUCUAUUAAAGGAGAAUUAAAGCCUUAAAAUGAGUGUGUCUACAAAAAAUACUCUAUUUUAUAUGCUCAGCAGAGAGGUUCAGCAGCCCUGUAACACUAAUGUUACAAAGUUGUCCAAUGAAGCACCACAUCUUGUUAGGCCAGCCUUUGAAUGUCAGUGACACUGCACAUGCUCAGUGUGCUUUGGGCUGCUGUUUAGAAACUAAUCUAAGGGGUCUUCAGAAAUCUCUGAGCAGAAAAAUGAGGUUCAGCUGUAGAGAAAAACCUGAUGCCACAGUGCACUGAUUUCUAGUCAGCCUUGUUUUGUGAUUUCUAGAUGAUAUAUAGAUGUAUACAUACACUGUAUACACUGACAGCAGCACAGAGUAUGUGCAGUGAAUCAGCAGUAAAGAAGAUGAGGAGCUACUGGGGGCAACUUUAUUAGAUCCCUGCUAAAGGGCUCUAGUCACCAUGGAGUCACCAUGUAGAACCCCAAAACAUAAUGUGCAGCAUUUCUAGCCCAAUCCCAAUUCUGCGCUAAGCUUUAGUUCUCCUUUAAUAAAAUUCUAACAUCCUACAUAAGCGCUGCUUUGCAUUAGGUUGACGUGGUGACCUUUUUUGCGUUACCUUGUUAGGCUAAGGCUUCUGUUUACUGCACAAUGCUUAAUAACAAAGUGAAAAGAAUUAAUGUUUCUCCAUAUAGAUAUGAAGAUAUUUUUUUCUUGCAGUUAGACCUGUUCUCUGGUAACCUUUAAUCAGAUAGAGCAAUUUAAUGAUUAUUUGCUUUGCAUUCAGAUCAUAUGGACUCCUCAGGAAUUUCAUGUUAGGGCUGUUGCUCUAAAUUUAUAUGGCUCUUAUGCACUUAUUCACUCUCUAGUGUGUUUAUAUGGGCUUUUACGUUGUACAGUCAGUCUCUAGUUACUCUCUAUUUGGAUACACGUUGCAUCCCGUUUUACCAUCUCACAUUUAGUAGCAAAAUGACAAUGCAGCAAUGUAUUUUUUGUUUGCAAACUUCUUGGAAAUGUUACAUUGCGUUGAACGUGGAAACUGUGGGAUAUAAAGGCUUAGUUUUUUGACUGAUGUAGCUCUGGGGCUGUAAACUGUAUAAUGGUAACAAAUGUGCACCAACUGCUGUUCUGAACCCUGCAUUAUAAUGGGGGCCCCCUACACAGCCCUUAGCCCUCCUCCUUACAGCAUUACUGGGUACCCCCUAAAUGGGACCAUUUGCUGUAAAAAGCAUGGUAGUGCAGCAGGGUUGGUGGGCUUUAUCUUUCUUCAGUCUGGACCAAAAGCAGCACCAGAUGGAGCACACCAACCCUGCUGUGUUUCUCCCCUUUGUUUUUAUACAGGUAUUUAGAGGGUCCCUGCUGGUGUGGUUUGGGAGGGCUCUGGAGGGGGCAGUUUUUACUCUGUAUUUAGUUCUCCUUUAUAAAACGACUGAAAAGUACCUGUCACUGUGAUGAUUCUCACAGGGAUCCGGUUUUGCUGGGUUAAUACCCUUUGCAGGAGGAUCCUCCAGGCCAGUGAUCCCCAGCCAGUGGUUCAGGAGCAGCAUUUUGCUAACCAACCCCUUGGGUGUUGCGCCCAGUGGCCUCAAAGCUGUUGCUUAUUUUUGAAUUCCUGCCUUUAGGGCAAGUUUUGGUCGCAAAAAAAAAACAGAUGUACUGCCAAACAGAGCCUUCUUUAGACUGCCAGUCCACAUAGGAGCUAGCCCUUAUUUGGCACCCUCAUUUUCAUUCUUGAGUUGCUCCCUAACUCUUUUUACAUUUGAGUGUGGCUCACUGGUAAAAAAAGAUUGGGGAUCUUCAACUGCAAGUGUUUAGGAGAGAACAUUAGACAAUUUUUUUUGUCUGAGGUUAUACAACCUGUUUAUGUCACUGUUAAAAUAACAUUUAUAUGUAUGAGAGCUUUGAUCAAAUCUUAGUGAGGUACAAACUAGGAAAUAACGUAAGAGCAGUACUUCAACAAGUUUUUAAAUCAUUUAUAAUCCACUUAUUCCUUUAGGUUGUGUAAGAGUAAAUCAAACUAUGCAGCCUCAAUUUAAACACAAGCGAUAUUAAAGCAAAUAUUUGAUGUUCUGAAAUAAGGCAUUAUUGUUCUUGGCAACUAUCUAAAUAUAGCCUUUGGGUAAAUAGGUGAGUAUUCUCUUAGGAGCAUAUUUAUCCAACACUUCAAAAUAUUUUGCAAUGUCCCUUUUGGUCCUACCUAUUGGUCACCAUCCCUUUAAGUUAUCCAGUGGGCCGAAUUAAAUGGGUAUUGUUGCAUUUGGUCAUCCAUCGCAAUGGACAUUGGAGCAGACAGCCUAAUGUGGCAGGAAGGAAAGGGAAAUUGCAGCUCAUCUCACUUGUUUAUAUAUGUAUAUCUUGCUUGUCCAGUAGGAAGGGGUAUUGUCGGAUUACUUUUUUUCAGUUUGAAAAGACUGAUUGUGAUCAAACAGGGCUGAAUAGAAGGCCUGCCAAAAACUGACACCCUAAAGUACCAUAUAUGGCCGGAUUGUCAGGCCGGAUAGUCUGAACCAGCCAAACUGCCUGGCCAAAUCUGCAUGUAUGACCAGCCUUAAGGAAAAAACAAGCAAGCUAAAUUGCCACAGCAAGCUAAAUUGGCAACUGGGAGCUAAUAAAAAUUGGAAGCCCAUGAGCCUGAAUUAUUUGCCACAUUAGUAUGUCUUCAAAGCAAAUAUUCAUACAACAUUGUUUAAAAGGAGACAUUUUGCACACUGCAAGGUGCCCUUUUUUUAUUAUAAGGAAUGUGAUCUCCUUCUGCGUGUCUGUUUUCACUGUCCAGGAGCCCAGAAGGUCCUGUAAGCAGCUGAAAUACAUACAUGAAACACACUACUCUGCUUAAAAUGUAGUAGGGAGAUUCUAGUUAUACCACUGGUUGAACUUUAUUGUUCUGGACACUUUAUGAGUUGGGUAAAAAAUUCUAAAGACCUUCUACCUUUAUAGAGCAAUUCAAAUAAUAUUUUAAUGUCCCAAUUGUAAAUGAUGCCACUUUUGUGGGGAUCCCAGGGUAUUACAAAUAUAGAGUUUAUGUUUGGGGUCUGAUUUAGUGAAUGUUGUUUCUUUACAGUUCCCUAAGCUUUACAUUAUUCUGAGCACUGAGAAAGUUGAAAUGACACUACUUUAUGCAGUUCUCUAAAUUGUAUUUCAGUUUUCUAAUUGAUGUUAUGGUAAUGCCAUGUUUUAUUUUUUUCUGCAUAGAUGAAAUUUGACAGAUUGUAAAAGAUAUUUGUUUGUCUAACGCUGUGCUCAAACUAAACAUCAUCCUGCCAUUGGUACUACCUAAUGGGUAAUGUUUACUGAACAAAUAAAUAAAUAGAUUUGUAUUUGCCUUUUCCUA
Molecule: messenger RNA, 6111 nt
Organism: Xenopus tropicalis (tropical clawed frog)
Lineage: Eukaryota; Metazoa; Chordata; Amphibia; Anura; Pipidae
Gene: erlin2
Product: ER lipid raft associated 2
Exons: 12
Coding region: 701-1708 (335 amino acids)
Biological process (GO): SREBP signaling pathway; negative regulation of cholesterol biosynthetic process; negative regulation of fatty acid biosynthetic process
Cellular component (GO): endoplasmic reticulum; protein-containing complex; endoplasmic reticulum membrane
Molecular function (GO): ubiquitin protein ligase binding
Source: RefSeq, a predicted model, not a curated record